UCGUAAUGAUUAAAUAAUCGAAAUGAUUAAAAACAUCUCUUUAAAAUCACUAAAUGAAAACACAAGAAGACCAAUGGAUGCCCUGCCCGCAAAUUGAAACAAAAUACCCAGGAUUAGCAUACUUAGGUCCUUUAAACGAAUUAAUUGUAGCGAAAAAACGCGACUCAUUACACAAUUUGUUCGGCAACAAUAUUAUUGGCUACACAAUAUACAAUGGACAAGGUCAAAAAGUUUUUCUCGCUGUUCAAAGGAAGGAAACCAAAAAAGAAAUUAAAAUAUUCAAUAGCUAUGGAAACGAAGUCAUACAUAUGCAAAGACGAGCGUUUUGCCUCAAGGAGAUAUUAGUAUGGACGCCACCUGGUAGAUUCGUGGGCUCAGUGCAUUCUAAAUGUUUGAGAGUUUUUGUUAAAAACUACAAAGGAGAUGUAUUAAAGAUUAAACCGAGGGGCAUAUUUUGUUGCGCUCGAGACAUAUUCUCAGAGGGUGAACGGAUUGGCGAAGUGGCGACGAAGAAAUGCUUACACAGCAUCAAAAGUGACGUCAGUGUAGUUUUUCCGUUUGAAUUGGAUGUCGAGCUUAAAUCUAUUUUGCUGGGAGCGUGCUUUCUCAUCGGUUACUAGUUUAUCAAAGAAUAUUUAUUGAACUGGUUAUUUUUAAGGGGUGAGAAAACAAGAAUCUGCUCCUAUUUAACAAGACUAGAUAACCUUGAAAAUACAUUCCUUUGA
Molecule: messenger RNA, 725 nt
Organism: Pieris napi
Lineage: Eukaryota; Metazoa; Arthropoda; Insecta; Lepidoptera; Pieridae
Product: phospholipid scramblase 1-like
Exons: 1
Coding region: 54-620 (188 amino acids)
Biological process (GO): plasma membrane phospholipid scrambling
Cellular component (GO): plasma membrane
Molecular function (GO): phospholipid scramblase activity
Source: RefSeq, a predicted model, not a curated record